AUGUAUUGCUACUGCUAACCAUUGUCUGUUAAUGACAAAUUAAGAGUCUGUAAUACAAUGCUGCCUACAUUAGCACUUAUUUUCUUUCUGCCCUUGAUGGAUGUGGGAUGGAAUGUGGAUACAAUCACAACUCUGUCAUUUGUGAAGAUGGAUACUGACAGCGAUGGAUUCAUUUCCAAGUCCGAGAUGACAGACCAAUGGAAGUCGAAAUACGAAACCACGUCCAGACCGUUGACUAAACCUGAAUACGAGAGUCAGGUGGAUUCAAAGCCCUACGACCUAAACACCAAACAGCUGCUGAAGAAACUUUUCGAGAAAAUGGACAAAGACAAGAAUGGUGUGCUGGACAGCAGUGACCCUGAAAAGUUUUUUGAUGAGAUGGAUGUGGAUGGGGAUGGUCGAAUCUCUCAAGACGAGUAUAAGAGAUACACAAAACUACAGAUGCAUAAAGUGCCAAUCUUGACCCUUGGGAUCAAAAUCAAAAUGCUGACCACCGAAUCCUUUAAGAAGAUGGACACUAACGGCGAUGGUCUGGUAUCAAAGACAGAAAUAAAAGACAAAUUGUUUGGGAACGACGAGGAUACGGACAAGCAAAUCACCAAAGAAAAGUUUGAAAGUUUGGUCAAUGUGGAAAAUGGGAACGACGAGGAUACGGACAAGCAAAUCACCAAAGAAAAGUUUGAAAGUUUGGUCAAUGUGGAAAACGUCGACCCCCAGACCAAAAUGAUGGUAAAAAACUACUUCGAUGGACUGGAUAAGGAUAAAAAUGGAAUUCUGGACGGUCAAGAUGUUGACGAGCUCUUCGAUGAGGCGGACCUUGACAAAGAUGACCAGAUCUCAGAUCACGAGUACAAAAGAUAUAUAGCUAAACAGCUUAGCCGUGUGCCAACUGUACUCUUUGGUAUGAACGUUAAAAUUCUGACCAACCAGUCCUUCAGAAAAACAGACAGCAAUGGUGACGGUGUCGUGACUAAGCCAGAGAUGUUAGAAAAACUGCAAGAAAAAGACCAGGACAUGAACGGACAAGUGAGCAAGGACGAAUAUGAACGUUGGGUGGAUGGUAAACACUUUGAUCCUUCCUCAAGGAGGAUUGUCAAGACAUAUUUCGACAAUAUUGACCGAGAUAAGAAUGGAUUUCUGGACGAACAAGACGUUGACGCCAUCUUUGAUGAAACGGACAGGGAUAAAGAUAACCAGGUCACUGAGGAUGAGUAUAACAGGUACUUUAGUAAGGUGAUGCAUCAAAAUCCGAGAGUGAGCCAUGGAAUGAAAGUCAAAAUUCUCAUUUUGCACUCAUUUUUAAAAACCGAUACAAAUAUGGAUGGGUAUGUUUCAAGACAAGAAAUUAUUAAUAAAAUACAUGAAAAGGACGUAGACAGAGAUGGCAAAGUCACCAGAGAUGAGUACAGACGCUCUGUCGAUGCUAAAAAUCUCGACAAACAAACGAAAAAAAUACUCAAAGAUCAUUUUGAUGACAUGGAUAAAGACAAGAAUGGAGUGCUGGACAGCAAAGACGUAGACAUCACCCUUGAUCAGGCGGACACGGACAACGAUGGAAAGAUCUCAGAAAACGAGUAUAAAAGAUAUAUUUCUAAGCAAUUAGGCUGCGUAGGUGUUUACGACAGUGGAAUGGGAAAAGACUCGAUUACUCCCUUGUUCGAAUUUAGAGCAAUGGACUCCAACAGAGACGGACUUGUUUCAAAGCCAGAGAUGGAAUCGAAGUUGAUUAACAAAGACGAGGACAAAAAUGUUGAAAUGACACAAGAUGAGAACGAUCGCUGGAGCCAGGCUCAAUAUUUACAUCCACACACCAAAACUAUGUUCAAAAAUCGUCUCGACAGUAUGGAGAAAAACCAAUACGGAACUGUGGACCGAAGUGACAUUGAUUCGCUGUUUGAUGAGGCUGACUUAAAUAGAGAUAGCCACAUCUCGGAGACUGAGUUUGAAAGGCAAGCACGUUAUUAA
Physella acuta is the source of this 1965-nucleotide messenger RNA. RefSeq lists its product as uncharacterized. The record is from RefSeq and is a predicted model, not a curated record. NCBI's taxonomy places the organism in Eukaryota, Metazoa, Mollusca, Gastropoda, Physidae. Gene Ontology annotation, molecular function: calcium ion binding.